This is a messenger RNA of Morus notabilis, 1115 nucleotides long. RefSeq names its product tRNA (guanine-N(7)-)-methyltransferase. The record is from RefSeq and is a predicted model, not a curated record. Gene Ontology annotation, molecular function: tRNA (guanine(46)-N7)-methyltransferase activity. Gene Ontology annotation, biological process: RNA (guanine-N7)-methylation; tRNA methylation. NCBI's taxonomy places the organism in Eukaryota, Viridiplantae, Streptophyta, Magnoliopsida, Rosales, Moraceae. Gene Ontology annotation, cellular component: tRNA methyltransferase complex. The transcript has 2 exons. The coding region runs from base 102 to 860 and encodes 252 amino acids.
UCCUAAACCUUUUUUUCUGUGUCGCAGCUGAUCUGCGUUUCGGUUCUCAAAAGAUUUCCCAAUCUCCACCAGUUAUUAAGAAAAGAGAGAGAGAGAGAGUUAUGUUGGAGAAUGAGGCAAACCCGACUCUUAGCAAGUCAACUGGUCUGCCCCGAAAGCGUUUCUACCGAGCUAGAGCACACAGCAACCCUCUCAGUGACUCCCACUUUCCCAUACCAAUCUCCCCCCAUCAUGUGGACUAUUCUCUUCACUAUCCACAAUUCUUUCCGUCGCCGGAUCAAACUGAUAGCUCCAAGAAGAUCCAAUUUGCAGAUAUCGGUUGUGGAUUCGGGGGGCUUCUAAUCAGUCUUGCCACCCUUUUCCCCGAAACUCUGAUGAUAGGAAUGGAGCUUAGGGAUAAAGUUACAGAGUACGUCAAAGAAAGGAUUCUAGCUUUAAGGACUGCAAAUCCAGGUCAAUACCAAAAUGUAUCGGUGGUUCGGACAAAUUCAAUGAAGUACAUUCCGAAUUACUUCGAGAAAGGACAGCUUUCAAAGAUGUUUUUCUUGUUCCCGGAUCCUCACUUCAAGGAGAAGAAUCACCGCCGUCGGGUGAUCAGUCGUUUCUUGCUGGAUGAGUAUGCUUAUGUUCUACAAGUUGGUGCGGUUAUAUACACUAUAACGGAUGUUGAAGAACUUGGAGAGUGGAUGAAGACUUGUUUAAAGGAGCACCCCAUGUUUGAAGCCCUCACAUCCCAAGAGCUCGAAGCGGAUCCAGUUGUCAAGCUCUUGAGUUCGGCGACCGAGGAAGGACAGAAAGUUGCUAGAAAUGGAGGACAGACUUUCCGAGCAGUCUACAGGCGUAUUGCUCCAUCCUUAUGAUGCAACAAUACUUUCGCUGCUGUCCUUUUGAAUUUUUGAUGAUUAGCUUAGUACUUUUAGUGCAUUGGUAUUGAAUAUUUUCUAAUUGACUUAAGAUUUUGCUAAAUUAUCUUACAUCUCAAUCGUCGGGUUAAGAUCUCGGGCAAAACAACUGAAAUUUCGUAGUUCUAUUGGUUAUUGUGACAUUGAAGUUUUUCUUUGCUGAGUUGUUAAGAGUGCAAUUGGCAUAAUGGCAUUGUACUUUAGUUAUGGGCA